Molecule: messenger RNA, 1393 nt
Organism: Dromiciops gliroides (monito del monte)
Lineage: Eukaryota; Metazoa; Chordata; Mammalia; Microbiotheria; Microbiotheriidae
Product: low affinity immunoglobulin gamma Fc region receptor III-like
Exons: 5
Coding region: 34-771 (245 amino acids)
Biological process (GO): regulation of immune response; cell surface receptor signaling pathway
Molecular function (GO): transmembrane signaling receptor activity
Source: RefSeq, a predicted model, not a curated record
UUCAGCUGGUCUGGUCUGUUUCAUCCCAGCAGAAUGCCGCCGUUGCUACUGCCAUUUUUUCUGCUUUUGGUUCUGGCUGACAGGAAGGAAGCAAGUCUCUCAAAGCCAGUAGUGACCCUGUACCCACCAUGGUUCAGUGUGCUCACAGAUGACUCUGUAAGUCUGAGGUGUGAAGGGUCUGGGAUCCCUGAAGACAACUCCACCCUUUGGCUCCUCAAUGACAGGAUUAUUCCGGUCCAAAUCCAGGACUACGACAUCACGAAUGUCAAUAUGAUGGACAGUGGGAAGUACCAGUGCCAAAAAGGCCAGUCAGCUCUCAGUGAUCCUGUGAGGCUAGACGUCUUCCAAGACUUUCUGCUACUCCAGACCUUGAAAUUGGUUUAUACAGAAGGAGAGCCCUUGGUGAUGAGGUGCCAUUUCUGGAAAAAUAAAACCAUCGCCAACAUUGUAUUCUUUCACAAUGGUAAAGGAGUAUUUUCUCAAUGUGAGUCUAACUUUUCCAUCGAUCAAGUGAACCAUAGCCACAGUGGGAAUUACUCCUGUUCAGCAAAAAGAGGAAAUAAGAAAUACGAGUCAAAAGUGGUGAGAAUUACUGUCCAAGGUACAAAUAUAGAUCCAGAUUCAUCUACUUCCUUAUCUUCUAAAGUUGGGCACCACAUCCCUUUCUAUCUUGUGAUGGGACUUCUGUUUGCAGUGAACACUGUUCUAUACUACAGACUUAAUAGAGAAGCCAAUAGCCUAAAGAACACAAGGCACCCUUUAAAGACAUGAACCUGAGGAUCACUGACUCAUCAGCCUGUGGAAUAAUUAAGGUCUUGGCAUGGUGGCAACACAUUCAUCUCUGUCUACUUCCUCAUCCUCCUUAGUCCAUUCCUGAGAGCAGCAGAGGGACAAACCUGUUAAGCCUGGACUGAGGACUCUUCUCUUACCCUGCCCUCCAGUUUCCUUUGUCAUCAGAAGAUAGAGGUGUCUGUGAGCUCCAGGCAAAGUAAUUGACCCCAACUAGUAUCCUUCUCAUUGCUGAGUUCCUAGGAGCUCAGGGCUUAUGACUUAAGGUUGCACAAUUACUGACCCAACCCUAAACACAGAAGUACACUGUAAAUAUAUGAAAUAAUUUUAGUAUUUUAAUAAAUAAACCAAAAAUGUCUAGGGUAGUAACAACUUAACAUUUUGGUUGCAUCUGUCUUUUACAUGGGUGAUUUGAAGGUGAUACUAUAUAUCAGAAAAAGAACACAGUGGAGGGGAGGGAGACUACCAGGACAGAAUGUUGUAUGGAUGUCAGACAAUGUUUCCUUACAAGAUAUUUUUAUUUUAUUGCUUUUCUGUCACAAGGAAGGAAAAUGACUACCAUGUUAAGACAAAAUACAUCAAUAAAAUGUUUUUAAAAGCCAAA